This is a messenger RNA of Alosa sapidissima (American shad), 1708 nucleotides long. RefSeq lists its product as uncharacterized. Bases 108 to 1541 code for a protein of 477 amino acids. The record is from RefSeq and is a predicted model, not a curated record. Lineage: Eukaryota; Metazoa; Chordata; Actinopteri; Clupeiformes; Clupeidae. The transcript is spliced from 11 exons.
ACCUGGCUAGUGAGCAGACGUUUUUUUUUUGAUCGCUCUUGAUUUCUCACGGAUUUUAGGAUAGCCUAGAACUAACUUAAAACUCAUAAGGUGUGUGUUUACACAUCAUGGGUGCAACGGUGGUCGAAGGCGAGCCACACGGUGGCGUAGGCCUACCUUCAUACAUUCAUUCAUUGGAGUUUUCUGGCCUUGAAUGGCAAACUGAUGCCAUGGUCAUGGAUCAAAAAAAUCCAUUCAAGGCCUUAAUGGAUGAAAAAAAGGUGCAAGGUCCUAACAAGGAGAAAUGCCUGUUGGGUAUGAAGGUUUGGCUGCAGACCCAGAUAGGAACGCAGCGUCUGGGACAACACCUGCCCCAACUGACCAGCACUGUCCCCUUAGCUGAAGAGGCUGCGGUGGCGGUGGCGGUUGCUGCCUGCCCCCCUGUGGUGGAUGACGGCUGGACAUCAUUCAUGUUCAGCACGAUCCAUCGGAUGGUGUCCGAGGAGAACGGCCGAGCUGAGCUCUGGGCCACCGUGCUUCAGUUUAAGGAGCAGGCCCUCGUCCAGGAAGCCCAAGCCAAACUGGACCUGCUGUCCUGCCAACCAAGGUGUGGUGAAGAGGCAGGUCAAGACCCUCUUACGGAGAGUUUCCGUGUGACCUCCCAGCUGAUGCACCAGCAGGCCCAGAUGAAGAAGAUUACUCAGGCCAUUCAGGCUGCGAGCGAGGACAGGAAGUUGCUUCUGAAACACCUGACCGACCUCGAGACCCAGAGAGCAUCAAUUAUCCAGUUGCAGAAGCAAGCUGAGGCCUACCGAAAGGCGGCCCAAAUGUCUGAGUCUGUCGUAGAGACCUCAGUUCUGCAACCUGGUCAGAUGCAGCGAACGGACCUGAAGGCCAAGCUGGUCUCUCCCGCAGCAUCUGCUGCUGGCCAGGACACUAAGGUCCUCCACACUGAGGUGCAGGAUGCUGAGGACCAGACCUUUGAACAUGAUCUGAGCCUGAAGGUGGCAAUGGGAGAACACCAGGAGAUGGCAGACAAGUCCUCAUACAACAGUGUUAAGUAUGAAGAGAUCUCCACAAAGUGUGCGAGGAACGGCGCUCUCCGUACUCCACAGUGUGAGGUGGCUUCUAAUGAUGCCACAGUGAUGCCGGACGACAUGGAGGACAGUGACCCUCAGUACAAGGACGACUUUGAGUCCGACGAGGGCGAGGUGGAGGAUGAGGCUGAGACCUGCUCGUCCUUCAGCAGCACUGAUGACUGCGCAGAGUUUCUGUUCACUGACAGUGCCGUGUCUGGUGCGGAGGAGACCCUUGGUCACAACCCGCUGCGGAAGGAGACACCCCGAGGCUCAGUCCUUUCUGACCAGCAGUCGCUGGUCAAGCGUAACCGCGAGGACCAGGCUGGCCCCUCCAAAGUUAGGGCUCAGGACCAAACCUCCUGGAGUGGUAAAGCUGGGCAGGCGUGGUCAAAGUUUCAUUCGAAACUCUGCAGAAUAAGAUCAAAGAGAUACCAGUGGAGGAACACCAGUGGCAUGACCAAGACCGAGAGGCCUACAAUGUGAAGAUCAAGUACGGCAAAGUGUUUUUUGACCACUUAAUGGACAGCACCCUCACAUGCCUGCUUGUCCUUUCAAAAAAGAAAAACAAGACGUCCUAAAGCCCCUCCCAUCUCCUGUGCCCACCCCCACCCCAUUACUCCCUAUUAAAUGUCAUUGCAAAUGUAGUGUUA